AAGGAUAUCAAGACUCUCGAACAAACCAAGAUGAUCAUCGAACGGUUACGAGCACCGGACUCUUCAGUCAAUCACAACAGAGCACAUGAAAAGCACGGUGCCGGUACUGGCGAGUGGUUGUACUUUGACCCUCAAUUCCUGCGUUGGAGGUUGAGUUCUAAUGCUUUCAUCUGGCUUUUCGGUCCUUCUGGAUGCGGAAAGACUGUCCUCAGCUCAACAAUAAUCGAAUACCUCAAUGAGCAUGACUCCCGUCCAGUCAUCUUCUUCUAUUUCGACUUCAACGAUCACCACAAACAAACAUUCGAGAACAUGGUCCGGUCUUUCUUGGCCCAACUUUAUCACAAGUCGCCUGUUGCCCGAUCGUUGAUACAGUCUCUGCAUGCUGCGCGUGCAGAUGGAAGCCAGCAACCCAGCGUCGAGCAGAUGGAGAAAACUUUGACGGAUAUACUGGAGCAAGAGGGAGGUUGCAAAGUUGUCAUCGAUGCUCUUGACGAAUCCAAGUGUGUCGAAAGGGUGAUUCGAUGGUGUAAGGAUAUGCACAAUCUCGAAACCAUCAACCUGCGCCUCUUGAUCACGUCUCAGACUCACGUCGUCAAUUGGCAAGAUACGGAGCAGAUCAUGCCGGUCCCGCUUGCGGAUGUCAACCAGGAUAUCAGCAUUCAUGUCCGCGCGAGACUCAAUGACGACGAGUUCAUGAGUCUGCAUGGUAAACCUGAACUCCAGGAUAAAGUAAGGGAGAUGUUGGUCGAGAAGGCCGAUGGGAUGUGA
Messenger RNA from Aureobasidium namibiae CBS 147.97, 768 nucleotides. RefSeq lists its product as uncharacterized. The transcript has a single exon. Lineage: Eukaryota; Fungi; Ascomycota; Dothideomycetes; Dothideales; Saccotheciaceae. The annotation marks the transcript as partial. The record is from RefSeq and is a predicted model, not a curated record. Gene Ontology annotation, molecular function: ATP hydrolysis activity.